CCGUUUGAAACAUCGCUGUGAAAACUCACCGAUUGUAAGUCUUACGUCAUUUCAUAGAUUCGAGUAAAUUCAUCAGCGAAAUUCAUUCAUCGUGUCACGAUUCAAUGCUGGAAUCGCCUUGGCUUUGAGCCCUGAUACCUGUGUACAACAAAUACGCACUGUGUGUACGAUGGAAAACAGUCUGCUGCAACAACAAAUUUUUUGUUGUCACAUCUGAGUGAAGGAAGGAUUGAAGUUUGAUCGUGGAAAAUUCAGCCAAUCAAGAAAACCGACAUCGGAUUCGUGUGUGCCAAUUUCUGAUUUAUUUCAGUUUGCUUCUUUUUACACAGACCCUAGUGAAUAUUCUUGAUACGCGAGGCAUUUGGUCAUUCUACCAUCGAGCGUUCUACAUUACCGGCUUCUGCGGGGUCUCUUAGUUAGAAUAAACUGUCACGAGAUGUCGUUGUGACGUAAAGUGUUUAUCGGCUGUUAUCGGCUGAUGGUACACAGAUAGUGCCAUCUUUUAGUUUAUGUGGUUUUCUUAUAACUCUUGUAUGCAAUAAUCUCUCAUGUCGUGUCUCGGGGUCCGUGAUUUAGUAAUUCCAAUUCCGACCUUCCUUUCUAUGUAUAUAAAUUUCAUACUGUCUGUGUUUGUACAUACAGACAGUUUAUCCAAUCAAGUAAAAAUACCUUUUGUGCGUGUGAUGACAGUUGGUUCGUUCAAUUUUCUAUUGUAGCGUCAUGAGAUCCGUUGUGUAAGAUUAACUUCAGUACGCCCCUCGAGCUAUCGCAAAGAGGUGCUAAAUAUUAGCAAAUCACAAGAUCUUCGCAUGAAGGGUCUUGAGCCAACUAGGUCUUCCGUUGCCAUAAUUCGGUCCUAAAAAUGCUGAAUCCUAAAUCGAGAUUUGUAUCUAUUAAAAGUAUAUGGAUAAAAAAGGAGACCUGAUAAUUAUUUCAUUCUAAUUAUCAAUUGAAAGUAAUGUACGGCUUCCGAAAUUCCGAGUAUGAGAGUGCGAGAAAAUCGCUGGUGCUUUACGACAUCGUCAACGGUGAAAGUAUUCUUAUAUAGUAAAUAUAUAGAUGUAAGUCACAUACGAGUAACGAACUUAAGUGUCGAAUGAAGAAAUGAGUGAAGUUUGUGUUAGUAAAAGGGGGUUUUCGAUGCAGCCAGGCGAUGUAGGAAUUCGCAAAGGUUAAUUUUCCCAGUGCCGAAUAGCUAAUUCUGGAUCUGGAACGACGCUCGUCUAACGACUUUUUUACCGACGAAAAACAAAAAGCCGAAAGUUGAAAGGGUUCCAAAUUCGAAAUAUUAAAAUUCGAACGGAACCAUGAACCGGAAGAACUUACUUGGGAUAAAUAACUCUUGAUUGGCAGUAUAUUAUUGUAUCAAUAAAAUAUCGUCGACAAACUAACGUGACAGAAAGUCAAGAUUAAAGGAAUUGAAACUAAAUAAACAAGGCGACCGCAUGUCUCUGUGAUCAGUACCUAGCAUGUAUCUUAGAAUUGUUGCUACUCCUAGUCGACAAACCAGUUACAGAUUUAUUCCUAAGUGGUGUGUGACCUGAUCUUGAUAAAACGAUGGCCGAUGACGAGGGAACAGAGUGGCUCCACGAGCUGCUCAACGACGUGCAGUUAACACAGUUUUUCACACGUAUAAGAGACGACCUGCAAGUUACACGUCUCCAUCAUUUUGACUAUGUGCAGCCCGAGGAUCUUGAAAAAAUCGGAUUGGGUAAACCGGGAAUAAGAAGAUUGAUGGAUGCUGUGAAAAAGAGGAGAGCUAACCAGUGGAAAAGAAGCCUCAUUACUAAAAUAAAAAGCACAAAAAGUAGUAGCAAACGAACGUCUCAGACUCUUGACAGCCCUGCUACACUUACUUGUCUUAUCCAAGAGAAAGAUGUUACUCUUUCAAUAAAACUAGGCGAUGGUAGCUUUGGCGUUGUCAGACGGGGAGAAUGGACUUCACCCACCGGCAGAGCUCUUCCUGUUGCUGUAAAGGUGCUCAAAGCAGAUGCGCUUACUCAGCCUAACGUCUUCGAAGACUUCGUCUCCGAGGUUCAGGCCAUGCAUACCUUAGACCAUCACAAUCUAAUAAGAUUGUACGGAGUGGUGCUAUCGCAGCCGAUGAUGAUGGUAACGGAACUUGCAGCUCUUGGGGCACUACUAGAUUACCUACGCAAGCAGUGCGGACACAUGGCUGUGCUGACUCUAUGCAAUUACGCGCUUCAAGUAGCAACGGGAAUGGCGUAUUUAGAAACGAAACGUUUUCUACACCGCGAUUUAGCAUGUAGAAACGUGCUCUUAAGCUCCGUAGACAAAGUAAAAAUCGGUGAUUUCGGACUCAUGCGAGCGCUGCCGCAACAGGAAGACUGCUACGUAAUGACUGAGCACAAGAAGGUUCCUUUUCCAUGGUGUGCACCCGAGUCUUUGAAGGCUCGUCAAUUUAGCCAUGCUUCCGAUGUAUGGAUGUUCGGAGUAACUCUGUGGGAGAUGCUCACCUUUGGCGAAGAGCCAUGGAUCGGACUGAAUGGCUCUGAAAUCCUCAGAAAGAUCGACAGGGAAGGAGAACGUCUCCACGAACCUGACGCCUGCCCUCCAGCCAUGUUUCAACUGAUGCUACGUUGUUGGGCUAGAGAUCCUGCGGAAAGACCCACUUUCGCUACCCUUAAAGAGGCUCUUACGGGAAUGGUACCCUCCGUAAUGAAGGCGUUGAGCAGAUUCGAGGAGGCGGAUAAAAUGACAAUAGAGCAAGGCGAUCAGAUAGUGAUAAUCGAUGGAAGACCGGAGAAUUAUUGGUGGAAGGGACAAAAUCAGCGAACCUUUCAAGUUGCGUUAUUUCCACGCUGCCUGGUGGAUCCGAUGCGACGAAAACAAGCCGAAGAUAUAAGCAAGCCGUUAGAAAAUUCAUUUAUACACACAGGACACGGUGCACCAUUUGGCAAGUCAUGGGGUAGUCCGGUUUACAUAGACGAUGUGUAUCUCAGGAACCCCAUGGAGCCUCCAGAUGUGGUCGGAGUAACCGGUGCCGACAAUCAGGCGAAGAAAAAAUUUCAGUACGGAACACCGCGCUCGCGAAAACAGUUCAACUACACCAAACUUCAGAAUGAUUUGAGAGGCAGCCCCGCCAAAAGCAGCACCUCCUCGGCCCCCGGAGGUAGCCAAGAAGCUCGACUCAUCGAUCUCUCGCCCGAAGAACUCGCCAAUGCUCAUGCCGGGGGAUCCGUUCAGGCUGAUCCAGGAUGUAGGAGGGUCGUCAACAUUCUUGACGAACCCAUAAUCGACCCUGCCACGCAACAGAACGAUCAACAGGAGUACUGGCAAAACGAGGACCCUAGAACGUACGCAAACUUCCCUGGCGCCACCGACUCCUCUCAACCGGAUCCCUUCGAUACUUCGACCGUCUUCAUGAACCCACCGCAUUCGAGAUACUACAGCCACGUUACGCCUGAUCUGGCCAGCAACCAACAACACCAACAACAGCAACAACAACAACAACAACAACAACAGCAGCAGCAACAGCAGCAGCAACAACUUUACGGAAAUGUAAACAUGGAAGAAAAUGCAAGUGGCGGAGUAAAUAGAUUUAAAAGUGAGACUAACAGUGCUUCGGAUGUAGGUAUAGAGUUGCAAUACUCCCUGAGUUUGAACAAGGAUACCAGAAGUGGCAAUACGAACUUGAACGUGAACGUGGACACCGGUGAAGCGGACACUUCUUCUGGAGAUCAUUACAGUGAAAUCGACAAGCUGAGUCCAACACCUUCCAGCCUCUCGAGUUGGCCGGAGGAUCUGAGAACGAACUCGCAGCAAACAACGUACGCCAAUGUGACCAGUCGACCGGCGUCCAUCGCCGCGCCACCGCCCCCGACGCCUCCGUCUGUGGGUCCCUACGAGGCCUCCACGAAGCCAAAAUCCAACCACGACUUGGCUCAGAGUCUGAACGAACUUAGUAUGGAGACUAAGGUGCAAUCGUCGCCGAAGAAAUUGGAUCCGGCCUUUUUGGUCGAGCUCGAAAAGCAUCUGGGUGAAAAGGAAGCCUGCAGAAACACUAACUCUAGUCACACGACGAACGUAUCUGGUGCACAAUACGCGACGCUCAACAAACUCCAGGACAAUACGAUAAUCCCAUUGCUGCAGCCUCCGCCGUCUUCCUCGAAACCGAAAUCACCGCAGGCGGAAACGCGUGGCGCCGCAACCAACCUUCCCUCAAAAGUUCAAAACUCGUGGCAAUUGAAAAGCACAAACGUUCAGAGACCUCAGAGCCAGAUCGGACAUCAUUCGCACAUGAUCGAGGCCACGACCGACGCGAUCGUCGGACAGAUAUGGCACCAAUCCCACUCCCAAGCCUUCCAGCAACCCUCGCAUUCGUCGGCGCCUUCCGGUCCCUCGACAAAUUUCGCGCAGCCUCAUCCGCCGGUGCAGAGCGCCUAUCAACCCGGCGUUUCGAAUCUUCUGCAAAUUGCACCGAGCGGAUUCAAUCACAUGAGAAGUAAUUUGGAUAACGCGCAAUCCUUGAAUACCGCGGCUAACGUCUCGUCGAACAAUUCGCAGAUAACAACAAACCCCUCGUUGAAUCAUCGCAAUUACUUCCAUCAGCCGAACGCGAGCUCGUCGACCCCCAAUCAGGCCACCGAACAGAGUUUGAGUCAAUUGCAAAACGACGGGCACGUCGGAGUCGCGCAGAGCGGAUCGUUCAGACCGAACUCGACUCUGCCUCGACCCAGCACAGCGGUCACAGCGUCCGGCGCUCUGUUGUCGGAGCAAGUUUACGCGGAAUUGAAACAGACGGUACCCAAUCUCGAGCAACUUUCGCAGAGCGAAUUCAACACUCUGUACAACAAAACGGUCCAGCAAAACAUACUAAGAAAUUAUCACAACAGCAAUCAACAGGCACAGCCUCCUCAAAACGCGAGUGCCAACGGAGGAGGUUCCGGCCUGAAUCACAACGACGUGUUUCAGAACCAUACGACACCCGGGGGUUCCGCUCAGGGCAGCUUUCGAUACAGUCAAACGCUGCCGCGAACUUUCCCCGCUCAGGAGCAUCCCUGCGACUUCAGUAACAGCCUGAAACAACCGAUCAGUUAUAACCCGCCUCCGGCUUAUUCCGCGACAAGGAGCCCCCUGAAACCGCUUCAAAAUGGAUAUCCGGCGCAGUACUCGCCGGCGAAACAAAAUUCCGCCAAAAAUUCCACCGGCAGUCCGAAUCUGAUGCAGUUCACGCCGACCAGGAUAGCGCAGGGGUCGGCUGCGUCUUCGCAGCUUUCGAGCGCGCGAACUUUACUUCCUCAGCUGAACGAAACCGUAGUGAACACGCAACUGGCACCUUCGGUAUCGGCUUAUCCGCCGGGAAUCAGUCCUCCGUUAACCGCCGUGUCACAGCAACUCGUUAUGUCUUUAAACGACGAAUUCAGAGCUAGCAAAGUGAUGAAGGUUCAAAAGGAAGCCGGCGAUGUUGCCCAACAGGAAGUUCUCUCCGCUCUACAGGCCACCGGCUGGGAUACCAAUCAAGCUGCUAAACAAAUCAUCAAAGACAGACAAGCCAAAAUUGAGUCUCUUGUAAGGCUGGGUCUGGCGGACAGGCCGCAAUGCGAGGGUGCGCUGAAGCAGACUGAAUACGACGUGGAACUUGCAGCUUCUCUGCUAUUAGACCGUGUCAGAUAAAACUGAACCGUUGCCUUAACGCCCUUAAAGAGUGUAGUUUAUUUUUUUGGUCAUAUCGACAAAUAACGUGCGCCCUUUUCAGUGUGAAAUGGGUUUUAGCGAAAGACUGUAGAAUAAGGGAGGAAACGCCGACGUGAACUCUAAAUAAUACGAUUAUCUUGAAAAUGUGAGAAAAACCAAAUAAUACGGACGUGCGUUACGCGUGUGUAAAGUACCGUGUACCGUACCCAAAAUCUCUUUUUAGUUUGAUAUUAAACAAUCUAAGGAAAGUUUUAAUCUCUAAGCAAUCAACGCUCGUUCGAUAGCCGGAUUGUCGUUUUUUUUUCCAAAUUCGAUCACGCAAUCUCAACGAAUCAGCUUACAGUCUUGGAACUCGUUCAAUUAUUCGUAUCAUUAAAACCGACCGUUCUUCAUGGCAAUAAUGAUCCCAACAUUUGAAAGUACUAUUCCUCCGUAAUAGCGAACAACUAAUCCGCUCAAUCAAACGUAAGAUUUUUCAUUUGUGGUCUGUGGGUUGCGGGAAAUGUUGUUUUUUUUUUCUUCCAUUCGACGCGCCCACUUUCGCGUUAUUCGAUUAUCGGUAACCCCCAUUAAUUCAUAACGAAAAUAUCGUCGGUCACUGCUAACAGUUAUUGAAUUCAAUUUAGAUAUAAGUUCUAAACCAUUUGGUUCCCGUGGAACGCUCGUAUGUAUCCACAAUAUUUUAACCAGAUUUUGUAUCCGUACAUUACCAUAAUUUUCAGAUAGAAAUAUUUUGCAAAAUCAUAGCUAUAGUUACACGAUCCCAUUUUUACCGGUUCAACUCCGUUCAUCGCUAGUCGCUCAAAGUUUCAUCGUUGCAUCCUUUGUUGUUCGCAGAGAUAGAUGAGGUUUAUAUUUUUUUAGCGAAUGUUGAGUCCCCGUUAGGCCCGGAAGGAAAUGAGCGUCUCCGUCGUUUCAAUGUUCAUUUUGCACCUUAAAAAAUCUGAGUCCGACAUCACAAAUGAUUCUUGUCAGUUAGGUUUAACUCUACAAUCAGCGUAGUAGACGGUGGCUUGAAAUUGUGGAUACUGAUGGCGUAAAGAUAUAUUUUAGUGAAUUUAUAUAAAAACCGUAGCUUAGUCUAGGAGCGUGACGAACACAUCACUCAAAAUUCUUACUGUGAUAAGUAUACCUACUACUACUACUGCUGCUAUUACUUCUAUACGCGAUGAUGAGCAUCGUUUGAUUAGUUUGUUCGAUAAAAUAAUCUGAACGAACAGUGCAUUGCGCUGUUACGCUUUAAAUUAUUCACAUGAAAAACGAUUAUGCUUCGUUUGAUCAUUUUUCGUCGAACCUACUCUCAACUGUAACUAUAUGAAUAGAAUUCUUACUCUUUAAGCCUGGUUGUAGUAGCUGGGUAUGUACGAUUUAAAGUGUUACUUUUUAAGAUUGGUACGUAUUUUUAUUUUUCUUUUAUUCUUUUCAUUCGGUUUAUUUUUUAUUUGUUCUUCUAUAUCCUAUUAUUUAUCCCAUCAAACGUCAUUUUGUCAGAUUGAACGAAAAAUGAAAAUACAAUGAUAAUAGUAUAGAUAUAUGAUUACCUGUAUUAUGUAUUUAUGAAUAAGUAAGACCUUUAAGAUUUGAUUAUGAAGUUGCAUACGUAUAAAAUUUGAACGAAUUGUUUUUUCCCUACCCCUUUCAGUUAUAGUUACUUCGAGAAAAGUUUCAUUUUUUAUUUUUUCCCCCCCCCAUCGACAACAAAGAAAAUGCAAACAUGUCAUGAAUAUUUGUGAUCAUCGCACAUAUUAUUAUAUUAUCUUACAUACAUUAUACAUACAUAUUUUGAUUUUUAA
Athalia rosae (coleseed sawfly) is the source of this 7451-nucleotide messenger RNA. RefSeq names its product activated Cdc42 kinase Ack (gene Ack). The transcript is spliced from 4 exons. The record is from RefSeq and is a predicted model, not a curated record. Lineage: Eukaryota; Metazoa; Arthropoda; Insecta; Hymenoptera; Athaliidae. Gene Ontology annotation, molecular function: protein binding; ATP binding; protein tyrosine kinase activity. Gene Ontology annotation, biological process: protein phosphorylation. Bases 1558 to 5637 code for a protein of 1359 amino acids.